This is a messenger RNA of Varanus komodoensis (Komodo dragon), 5944 nucleotides long. It is a transcript of the gene KLHL28, whose product is annotated as kelch like family member 28. Bases 135 to 1850 code for a protein of 571 amino acids. Lineage: Eukaryota; Metazoa; Chordata; Lepidosauria; Squamata; Varanidae. The record is from RefSeq and is a predicted model, not a curated record. Gene Ontology annotation, molecular function: protein binding. The transcript has 4 exons.
UGCCGCAUAGAGGAAAGAGUGCCCAAAUGUUACACUGAUGUCCACAAGAUACAGCAUAGGCCAUAAUUUUGCUAUGCGCAGCGAUGAGGCUUCAGCUCUGCUCAUUUUUAAUUGUUUUCUUCCAUUCUUCAUAGAUGGACCACCCGUCUCCAACCUACAUGAUUGCCAAUUUGACUCCUCUGCAUUCAGAACAACUUUUGCAGGGCCUGAACCUCCUCCGGCAGCACCAUGAGCUGUGCGACAUCAUUCUUCGUGUCGGGGAUGUCAAGAUCCAUGCCCACAAGGUGGUGCUUGCCAGUAUCAGUCCAUAUUUCAAAGCCAUGUUCAGUGGCAACCUCUCUGAGAAAGAGAACUCGGAGGUGGAAUUUCAGUGCAUUGCGGAGACGGCUCUGCAGGCCAUAGUGGAAUAUGCUUAUACCGGGACUGUGUUCAUAUCACAGGACACCGUGGAGUCCCUUCUUCCUGCUGCUAAUCUCCUGCAAAUCAAGCUUGUGCUGAAAGAGUGCUGCACCUUCUUGGAAAGCCAGCUGGACCCUGGCAACUGCAUCGGGAUCUCCCGCUUCGCGGAGACCUAUGGCUGUCACGAUCUCUACCUGGCCGCCAACAAAUACAUUUGCCGGAACUUUGAGGAGGUUUGCCAGACGGAAGAGUUCUUUGAGCUCACCCAUUCCGAGCUGGAGGAGAUUGUCUCCAAUGACUGCUUGAACGUGGUGACGGAGGAGAUGGUCUUCUGUGCGCUGGAGUCCUGGAUCAAGUAUGACGCGCAGGAGCGUCAGAAGUACCUGGCCCAGCUGCUGCACGGUGUGCGGCUGCCCCUGCUGAGCGUCAAGUUCCUCACGAGGCUGUACGAGGCCAACCACCUCGUUCGCGACGACCGCACCUGCAAGCACCUCCUGAACGAGGCCCUGAAGUACCACUUCAUGCCCGAGCACCGGCUGUCCUGCCAGACCGUGCUGACCACUCGCCCUCGCUGCCCCGCGAAAGUGCUCUGCGCCGUUGGGGGGAAGGCCGGGCUCUUCGCUUGCUUGGAGAGUGUUGAGAUGUACUUUCCUCAGAACGACUCCUGGAUAGGGUUGGCACCUCUGAGUGUCCCUCGCUUUGAGUUUGGCAUUUGUGUCCUCGACCAGAAGAUCUACGUGAUCGGAGGGAUUGCGACCCACAUGUAUCAAGGCAUCAACUAUCGGAAAAACGAAAACUCUGUGGAAUGUUGGGACCCAGACACAAACACUUGGACAUCCCUCGAAAGUAUGAAUGAGAGCCGGAGCACCCUGGGGGUGGCCGUGCUGGCCAGAGAAAUCUAUGCCCUGGGGGGCUAUAAUGGACAGUCCUACCUGCAGUCAGUGGAGAAGUACAUUCCGAAGGUGAAGGAGUGGCAGCCGGUGGCGCCCAUGAGCAAAACCAGGAGUUGCUUUGCCGCAGCUGUUCUGGACGGGAUGAUCUAUGCCAUCGGUGGCUAUGGGCCGGCUCAUAUGAACAGUGUGGAACGUUACGAUCCUGGCAAAGACUCCUGGGAGACGGUCGCUCCGAUGGCUGAUAAAAGAAUAAACUUUGGCGUUGGAGUGAUGCUGGGCUUCAUUUUUGUGGUCGGAGGGCAUAACGGGGUGUCCCACUUGUCCAGCAUUGAGCGGUACGACCCUCACCAGAACCAGUGGACUGUUUGUCGGCCAAUGAAGGAACCCCGGACAGGAGUUGGCGCCGCUAUAAUUGACACCUACCUUUAUGUAGUUGGUGGGCACUCGGGGUCAACAUACCUGAACACCGUACAGAAAUAUGACCCCAUAUCAGACAGCUGGCUGGACACAGCAGGAAUGAUGUACUGCCGGUGCAAUUUCGGUUUGACUGCGCUUUGAAGAGGCAGCACGGAGGACUCGACUGGCACAGGAGGUGCCCGGCGCGUGGAGACCAGAAGCUGUGUGUCUUGGCGUUGGGAGGAACGGGGGACGCUUAACUGAAAUGCAGACAGGUUAAUCCCCACUGAGAAUUGUUCCUGGUUAUUCUUGAUGAGAUGGAAGUGGGGAGGAGAACAGAGUCCCCCGUCUUUCAAAGGGGGAUCCAGGCCACGUGCUCUCGCUGGCAGGGCACCCCUUUUCUCGGUACGCGAGGCGCCAAGGGGCCGGACGCGGGUGUGGGACCCCCUGACGCAGAGCCCGUGCCUCUCCUCCUCAGACUGAUGCAGGUAACCUGGCUGAAAGCGUGGGAUCCGCUGAGUAGGCCGCACAGACUGUCUUGGUAGACGCCGGGCUCCACGUUUGAAGUUGGGAGAUGAUCACAGCUUCACAUUUUUUAUGAACUGUUAAUUAAAGGGCUGCUCCCCCCCCCCCACACACACACCACAUAUUACUCAAGGAUUGUAAAUAGCCAAUGCCAUCGUCUGUGUGCCUACACUUUAGCCCACCUACCCCUCUUUUGUUAACUUGCUCAAGAGCAUUUGAGGUUUGUAACAAAGGGUAGCUACUGUAUGUGGACAGGCUGGAUGCCUUUUAAGUACUGCCCCCACCCCGGACCUGCCCACCUAUCCACCUGUCUCCCUGCCGUGGCUUACAAGCCUGGAGAUCCGUGGCUUGCAAGCCUGGCAGAGAUAAACGUUUGCCUCAGCAAGCCUCCGCGUCUCUUGGGUUGUGUGAAACACUGACCGAGUUUGCAUGCUCAGAGUAGCCCACCUUAAAGAAGCCCGGGGAGCUGUGGGGCAAGGAACAGGCGACGCUGCCAGGCGGCGGAAAUCCAGAGUGGCUGCCUACGCGCUCAAGCCCCUGUGGACGGCUCAGUGGCAGGAAAAGGCCUGUAUCUCAGCAUUUCACAGCGCAUGUGUGAAUCCGGUAGUGUCCUCCAUCUCCACCAUAUGUCUCUGUUCACUGGCCCACAUGCGGUUCUGAAGGCCGCGCGUCCGUGUUUUCAGAGUGCCCUGACUUUACCAUGGUGCUAAAUGAUCCGAUUUCUAGCAGGCCAUUCACAACCUAAGGUGACGAUCCUCUGCACAUUUACAGGAGAGUAAGUUCCACUGAAAUCAGCAGCCUUCUGCCUGUCUGUCCGUCCGUCCGUAUGAUUGCCCUGCACGGAUGGAUUGCCCUGGCGGAAGCAAGGGGUCCGGCUGGUGUGCUCUGCAGGCCGCAGCGGGAAUGCUGCCCUGAAGCACAGCAGGCCCUUGCGAUCGCCUCCUUUCCUCGUGUUCCUUCCUGUUACCUCAGGCGUGCCUGUGAGAAACGUCAGAGCGUCGACCUCAUAAUAUUUCGCGAAUUGGCCUGCUGUGAGUAAAUCAAGCAGCUGCUUAAUGGCAUCUGAACAGGGAGUGUGCCCUCCCCUGCAGACUGCCUGCCUGCCUGCCUGCCUGUGCGCUUGCCUGUUUGUAAGAAGCGCUUAAGUGGGGGCUCUGAUUCUGCCCAUCACUUGCUUUGGGGUUCUUCUCCCCAAGCGCAGCUGCUCAGCCACCCUUCACUUCGGUAGGACUUCCCGAUUCGUGGGCUGCGCGUGCGCAAGAAAAGAAAGUCGUCCUCUUCAGAGUGACCUAAGGUCAGAGGGUGAAGCAAACCCAUGUGCAGUGAUCCUUAUUCCCUAUUGCCAAAACGAUUUCUUCAGAUUUCUGUUGCGUAUGUUUUCCAGUGUAUAUUUCCUCUUUGUACAAGGAGUUGUACUUUAAUUUGCUGUUCUGGUCUCCCUCUUUUAAGAACUGAUUUUUCCCAACUCUCCGUCUAAUACAUGUUCAUUGUUUUCCCAUGUCCUGUAUUCACAGACUUGCAAUAAUAUUGGGGGGGGGGUUGCUUUUUAAGCCUUGUACUUCUGGAUACUUGAACGGUGAUUUAAGGAUUGACAUCCUGUCUCAAAUGCAAGUCAUGCAAAUGGCAGUUGAGAAAGCCGUUCUUCCAUGGGCUAAUGUUGAGGCAAAAACUGGGCAAGCACACCUCCUCUUUCAGCCAUUUUUUUUUUAAAGUUGCAUCACCUUUCUGCCAGCACUUGAACAUACUUAUCAGUCCCUGGAACUCUUCAGGUAUCUGGGGAGCCCGGCAGAGUUUCAAGCAGCUGACUGACCAAACGAGCACUUUCUGCCUGGCGGCUUCAGAGAGGCCUGUCGACUCUUAUGCAGCAAUAAUAGCACCGUGCAGCGCUUGCGUUGAUUCUCCAAUGUACAGAAUUGUGUGCUUGGAGGACUCGUGUUCAUUUCGCUGAAGCUUGCUUCGGGAGGUCUUCGGUACAGGCUGUGUGUGUUUGAAGGGGGCAGUCUGAGCAUCUCCGAGGAAAUCAAGGCUGAUGCCUGCUUCAUUUCCAGGGCAUUUAAUUUUAGCUCUAGAAAAUGCUUUGUUAAAUGGCUUCGUCUCGCUUCAAGAUGUCUCUGAACAAAGAAGCGUAUUAAUGGCCAGGGUAAGGCGUGGACUGAGGGAACAGCUCUACACAGACAACAGAGACACAUGACUGAAGUUUUAAAUCACAAGGGCGGGGGAGAGUAUAAGCAACGGCUGUGCUUGAAGGAACUCCCAUGUUGUCUGCCAUGUCAUUGCGUCUCUUGCCAAACAUGACCUCAAGCUGUUGUCAUAGGCAGUUGUGAGAAUUUCUCGUGGUAUUUCAUGAUGCCUGAGCAAGGGAUGUGUUUCGUUUCAUUCUGCUUUGAAAGAACAAUUGGCUCCUGGCCAAGGCAAGGUUUGCUAUUCUUAAAGCAACCUGUUCUUAGUGUGGUAGCUUUUAAAAACAUCCAGGUGCUCCAGGUACUUGGAGGGCGGUUCUUCUUGGGCAGCUCGGCUGGCAGAACCGUCUGGUUACUUGGAACGAGCCUGCGGGGAGCUUUGCUCCCAGCGAUGAGCAUCGCCUCCCUCCGUUGCACACCAGGAGGCCGAGGAGCCAUCAGCCCCGCUGUGGCCAGGAGUGGGCCGGUGCCUUGAAGGGCACUUCAGGCCCUCUGUCUGUAGCAAAUGCAGGGAACUGUGUAUCCCAGUGAACUCGCCACAGCGGCUUCCUGGGAGCUUCGUCUCCUGCUCUGUUUCCUUUGGCGAGCGGACAGCCAGCGCCAGCACUCGCAAGCUGCAGGAACCUUCUGUCCAGCAGUGCGCCUGCCUUUGCCUUCGAGACGCAGCACGGUCACCCAGCUCUGCGGAAUCGCUCCGUCGACUGGGGCAUUGCUGAAGAGGAAGCCCUUCACGGCUCAGUGGCUGCUUUGCUCAGGCUGCUGUUUUUCAAGGCUGAGGUUGAACGUGUAGCGCUGCAUGGGCAUUCGGGAGGGGGAGCAUUCCCAUGCAAGCACCACUGACUUGGGAAGGCAGCUAGAGAACAGGGAGGGCCCUUUCCGUGGCAGCCUCUUCCGGGCAGAACUCGAAAUGGCUUUCAGUCUCCUUUGGGAAAUGGACGGCCGCCUGGCCAGCAGGGAGCAGCAGCCAGGCUGGCCGUGGGCACAAGUGCUGUGAAGUGAAGGGAGCUGAAGGGGGGUGAGCGAGCGAGAGGCCAAGGGGCUGCCCCCUGAACCAGCGGCAUCCCCGGGCAGCUGCCUCGACUUCCCUUUUCGUCUCUUCCCGGCCCAGCAGAGGUAGUUAAACUCCUUGUUGCUUUGCGACUCCUUUCCUUGCGGGAAAGAACAGGAACUCUCUCCACGCUUGCCUUAAACACCUUCGAAUUCAUCAGCGAACCGGCGAUUACCCUCUCUUUGCCUUAGAUGCUGUGCUAGCACCUCCUUGGCCCGAGGAAAAGGUAGCAGGACGCUGGCCCGGGCCGGGGGCGCCUCCCGGAAUUGUCGGCAACGCAGGUUGCUUGAGGAGCCUCUUCCACCUUCCUGCCAGCACGUCUCGUACCUUCCCUCCACCGCCACCUUUCCUUGCAAAGGUGACACUCGAGUUGGGGGGGGGGUAACUGCCCGAUGUCUUGUUCUUCUGUGUUUGCUCAAUGUGAUGAUGCUCUGUUUGCACUGUAGCCGCAUUUCCUUUGAAUGGACGACGUUUACUAAAUAAACCUGAAAGCAAGUCAUCCA